AUGAAAGUUUUGUGCCAGUUGGUAAAAUUAGAGAUUUUCCUCCAUUUGCCGUAUUGUGGCAUGAAGGCAUCAGCGGACGACACCAAGAAGAUAUUAUUAGCCUUCAACGCAUUUCUUCUUCACCACAGGGAUGUCCGCAAUAUCACUCUAUGGUUGGACAAUUGUUCUAGCCAGAAUAAAAACUGGGCAUUAUUCUCCUUUCUUGUUUAUAUUGUGAACUCAACAAGUAUAUCCGCUGAGACCAUUCACUUGAACUAUUUUGAACCAGGUCAUACCUUUAUGUCGGCGGAUUCGUUCCACCACCAAGUAGAAGAAUCACUAAAGCGUCAAGUCAAAACAUAUGAUUUUGCAGACUUUGAGAAGGCAGUACAGUCCAGCAAUAAGGGAAACGUACAAAUCAAAUCCAUGAAACUGAAUGAUUUUCAAUUGUGGAAAAGUCUCCAUUCAGUUAGUAAAAUUAAGAAACAGGAUCCCAGUUUUACUAUGAGUAAAAUAACGGAAUUAAUGGUAAAGAGGACUGAAUUUGUGAUGUACUACAAACGCAAUUUUGAGGAAGAAUGGAAGAAACUAGAUUUUUUGCUAAAAAAAACAUAUUGGUGA
Molecule: messenger RNA, 600 nt
Organism: Acanthoscelides obtectus
Lineage: Eukaryota; Metazoa; Arthropoda; Insecta; Coleoptera; Chrysomelidae
Source: the annotation of a GenBank genome assembly